Messenger RNA from Prunus dulcis (almond), 1594 nucleotides. Its product is annotated as ACT domain-containing protein ACR10-like. The transcript has 6 exons. The coding region runs from base 249 to 1490 and encodes 413 amino acids. The record is from RefSeq and is a predicted model, not a curated record. Lineage: Eukaryota; Viridiplantae; Streptophyta; Magnoliopsida; Rosales; Rosaceae.
AGGACGAGAAAUUGAAAUUCCGUGAAAAGAAAAGCAGAGGAGGAGAGAGACCCUCUGAUCGUUGUAUUAUCUGAUCUUGGUGUUUGGCGGAAUCCCCAAUCCAUUAACUCAAUGGAAACAACAAGAGUGAGUAUCCAAAGAUACCCACUUGGGGUUUUUGGCUCAUUUUAGCUGUUGCCCCUGAGCUUUCAGUGAUCCAAAAACAGAGUAGGAUUUAGGAACAGUGGUAGGUAGCUGAAAGCAGAGCAAUGGGCAUUUUGCAUGAGGAUGUUGUGGUAAUUAACCAGGCAAAGAAGGCUGGGGAACCCACUGUAAUCACUGUCAAUUGCCCUGACAAAACUGGAUUGGGCUGUGAUUUGUGCAGGGUUAUAUUGCUCUUUGGGCUAAGCAUUUGCAGAGGAGAUGUUUCAACAGAUGGGAAAUGGUGCUACCUAGUGUUUUGGGUGGUGGAAAAACCAAAUACAAGGUGGAAUUUGUUGACAAAGAGAUUGUUGGAAGUGUGUCCAUCGUAUUUGUCGACUUCUGGAAUAUUCUAUUAUCACCCUGAAAACCAGCAGCCUAAGCCACCAGAUGUUUUCCUUCUUGAAUUCUGGUGCUCUUAUGAACGGGAAGGCCUAUUGCAUGAUGUCACUGAGGUUCUCUGUGAGCUGGAGCUCACAAUACAUAGAGUGAAGGUAUCUACUACCCCAGAUGGGAGAGUGAUGGACCUUUUUUUUGUUACAGAUACCAGAGAACUUCUUCAUGCAAAAAGAAGACAAGACGAAACAAUUCUUUGUCUGAAAGCUGUUUUAGGGGAUGCCUUUUUGAGUUGCAAAAUUGAAUUGGCUGGAUCAGAGGUUACCGCUUGUUCACAGGGUUCUCCAUGUCUUCCUUCUGCCAUCACUGAAGAAAUAUUCAGUUUAGAGCUGCCCAAUGGAUGCCUAAGCAGAUCUGUUGCCUCCAACCCCAUUUCAGUAACAGUGGACAACAACCUUAGCCCAUCUCACACACUCGUUCAAAUCUUCUGUCAGGAUCAUAAAGGCCUUGUAUAUGAUAUCAUGAGAACCCUAAAGGAUUACAACAUUCAGGUUUCUUAUGGACGAUUCUAUGCAAGCCCAAAAGGAAAUUGUGAGGUGGACUUGUUCAUAAUGCAAGCAGAUGGCAAGAAGAUUGUUGACCCCAACAAGCAAAAUGCGUUAUGUUCUCGUUUGAGAAUGGAGCUUUUGCGUCCUCUUAGAGUGGCGGUGGUGAGCCGUGGCCCUGAUACUGAGCUGGUGGUAGCUAACCCUGUUGAGUUGUCUGGCAGGGGUCGUCCUCUAGUCUUUUAUGAUAUUACUCAUGCCCUCAAAGUUCUGAAGACACACAUCUUUUCGGUUAAGAUAGGGAAACACAUGAUCCGAGAUCGGGAGUGGGAGGUCUACAGAAUCCUGCUAGAUGAAGGAGUUGGUUAUUCAGUGCCAAGGAACAAAAUUGAGGAAGGUGUAAGAAAUAAAUUGAUGGGUUGGGAAUAGAUUGGCGCCAAAUUUAGUAAAUGGCUUCCAUCACUGUACAGUGCACAGUAUAUUUUUCUUAGCAUUGAGUUUCUACUACAUCAAGAGCUAGUAGUAUUUCAUCA